Molecule: messenger RNA, 1683 nt
Organism: Schistosoma spindalis
Lineage: Eukaryota; Metazoa; Platyhelminthes; Trematoda; Strigeidida; Schistosomatidae
Source: the annotation of a GenBank genome assembly
AUGGCUAUAAUAAAUUCACUAUACUUAUAUUGCACUAGGUGGAAAGCAACACAACAAACAUAUCAGUAUUGUAGAAAUCCUUUACAUCAUCAUAAAAAGCUUUUCAAUCCAAGACAAUGUGGGUCAAAUUCAAUUCAUUUACUAUCAAGACUUAUUGCUAAAAGUAAUAAUGGAAGUAAUUAUGGUUGUAAUAUGCGUAACAAUAGUCAUACUGAUAAUAUUAGUAAUUCCAAAAAUUCGAAAACAGUAAAUUCAAAUUAUCCAACAAGUAUCAUGAACUGUGAACAAGACUCAUUAAGAGACAUUAAGUUCUGUUCCAAUUAUUCUGAAAAUACAAAGUUUGGAUUAAUGAAAAUUAUACGUACUUGUAAUCUAAUGGGUUUUUUAUUAAAUGAUAAACAAAUUUGUUCAAGACAUUUUGAAUUGAUCAAAUUAUUUAUGGAACAGUUACAAACAGUAAUAAAACAUCUAGAAAAAGAUAUUGAUAAUAAAUUAAAAAACCUAGUAAAUUUUAGUAUAGACAUAUUUUCAGAGAAAAUUGUCACUAAAGGAUCAAAAUAUUUGAAGACUAUAAUUAAUUGUUCUGAAUGUGGUGAGAAAUCUUUCAUAGAUUCGCCGUUGAUAAAACAAUUCAAUAAUACAUCAUUCAGCACUGAACAUUGUAAUCAUUAUUAUGACUCAACAAAAUUAGGGCAAUCAAAAUUACAGAACUGCACACUGAAUGAUAAUAAAAUUAAAAGUCCUUCUAAUUGUAAAACAAACAGAUUUUUGAGCCAUCUUUUAUCGCAUACAAAGGUAGAUUGUCAACAACUGGCAGAGGUAACAUAUUCAGAUUCUUCCUUUCAAGUUUAUCCAACUAAUUGUGUACUUGAAUCCAUAUCAUCAUUAUCUUCUGAUUCAUGUUCAUUACCUCUAUUCUGUUCCACCAACUAUUUGUCCUCCUCUUCUUCUUCAUCAUCCUCAUCGUCAUUAUUAUCACCUUUAUCUUCACCACUUACAUAUUCGACUUGUACAUCAGUCUCCAACAAUUCAGUUCAAUUACCAGGAGAAGAAACUUCAGAAAACUUAAAUUUUAAACAAAUCGCAACUUAUCAUUGUCAAACUUUAAGCGAUUUAAAUAAACAUUUAGGACUUGAAAAUAAACAGAUUAAUGACAAGCUGUUUGUGUAUCAUCCAGUUAAUUUUAAUGACGAGGAAUACAAGAAACAAAAUAGUUCAUCGAAAAAAUCUAUAGGAGAGCAGAAGAUUCCCCUAUGUUUAUUUAAUAGCAAGCCUCACAUGAGAAACUCUCCAGUCCAUGGUUAUUCACAGCAAUAUCUAAAAAGAAACAAACAGAGUGAGAUUGAAAAUUGUAAAAUUAAUCUGAAUGAAAUUUAUCCUCAUGCAGUUUCACGGCGACCAAGUGUACGUGAUAUUUUAAGUCAACGAAAAAAUGGCCAUGCACAUUGUGAAAAGAAACAACAACAAGAUAAGCAACAAAUCCAUUUGUUUGAUCAGUCUUCUAAAAAUUGCACUGAUGAUAACAUAUCUAAAAGUAUAAAAAGUAGCUUCUGUAUAUCAAAUGGUCAUAUCAAUUGUCACCAUUCAAAUUUAUGCCUAAGUCAUUCAGAUUAUUUAUUUUCUGAGAAUAAUUUAAAUAUGGGUGUUGUAGCACCGCCAAAUUUGAAUCCUUUCGCAUCAUAG